AUGGACGAAAAGAUCCUCGCAGCCUCGGCCAAAUAUCCAAUCGUCGCCGGCCAAAGGUACAGAUAUGGCACAGCAGGGUUCCGGAUGAAGGCCGAUUUGCUCGCUGGCGUUUCGUUUCGCGUGGGUUUGCUCGCCGGACUGCGCAGCCGCAAGCUCAAUGGCCAGGCCAUCGGGGUCAUGAUCACUGCCAGUCACAACCCUGCAGCUGACAACGGUAUCAAGAUCGUUGACCCCAUGGGCGAGAUGCUUGAGCAGGAGUGGGAGAGUUAUGCCACCCGACUGGUCAACUGUCGUACCGACCAGGAACUUUUGGAUACCUACAAGGCCAUGGCAACGCAGCUCAAGGUUGACAUGCACACCUCGGGUCGUGUCAUUUAUGGCCGUGAUACUCGCCCCUCUGGUCAUAGCCUCGUCUGCGCUCUAGCUGCUGCUUUAGAUGCGACCGACACAAAUCAUACAGACUACAAGAUUCUGACGACACCUCAGCUGCACUACCUGACCCGCUGCGUCAACACAGAAGGAACCCCCAAAGCAUACGGCGAAGCCAGUGAAGUUGGCUAUUACGAGAAGUUUGCCGAUGCCUUUGUCCGCGCUCUCAGAGGGAAGAAGAUCCGAGGCCAGCUCAUAGUGGAUUGUGCAAAUGGCGUUGGCGGACCUAAACUCUCGGAAAUGUUGAAAUUCAUCCCCAAGCACGUCUCCGGAUUUGACGUCAGGCUGGUCAACGAUGACGUCCUCCGACCCGAGGUGUUGAAUCUCGACUGCGGCGCCGACUUCGUCAAGACAAAGCAGAGAGCCCCUCUGAGCCCCAAGCCAGUGCCCGGGGUCCGUUGCUGCUCGUUUGAUGGCGAUGCUGACCGGUUGAUUUACUACUGGGUUGAUCCCGAGAUGGGGUUUGUCAUGUUGGACGGCGACCGAAUCUCUUCGCUCUGUGCCUCCUUCAUUGGGGAUCUCGUUCGCUCGGCCGGGCUGGCGGACGAGCUGCGAAUCGGCGUCGUGCAGACUGCCUAUGCCAACGGCGCGAGCACCACUUACAUUGAAAGGCAUCUUCAGCUACCCGUCGUCUUCACCAACACGGGAGUCAAGCAUCUGCAUCACGCGGCUUGUCAGUUCGACGUUGGCGUCUACUUUGAGGCCAAUGGCCACGGUACCGUUGUCUUCUCGCAGGAGGCCAUGCGCGCGUUUGUGGAAAAGGAACCGCAGUCGCCCGCUCAGAAGGCGGCCCUGGAAACCCUUGCCGCCGUCGGCGACCUGGUCAACCAAACAGUGGGCGACGCCAUCUCCGACAUGCUGAUGGUUGAGGUUGUCUUGGCUCACAAGGACUGGACCCUGAAGGACUGGGCCAUGACGUACACCGACCGGCCCAACCGCCUCGUCCGUGUCGAGGUCGGCAACAAGCACCUUUUCCAGGCGACGGACGCCGAGAGACGCCUCAGCCACCCGCCGGGCGCUCAGGACGAAAUCGACCAGGUUGUUCAAAAAUACACCACGGCCCGAUCGUUUGCUCGGGCGAGUGGCACAGAAAACGCCUGCCGCGUGUACGCCGAGGCAGCUACUCGAUCCGAAGCCGACGAGCUUGCAAACAAGGUGGCUCAGAUUGUCAAGCAGUUUGGAUCGUAG
This is a messenger RNA of Ustilaginoidea virens, 1617 nucleotides long. RefSeq lists its product as uncharacterized. The transcript has 2 exons. Lineage: Eukaryota; Fungi; Ascomycota; Sordariomycetes; Hypocreales; Clavicipitaceae. Gene Ontology annotation, molecular function: phosphoacetylglucosamine mutase activity; magnesium ion binding. The coding region runs from base 1 to 1617 and encodes 538 amino acids. The record is from RefSeq and is a predicted model, not a curated record. Gene Ontology annotation, biological process: UDP-N-acetylglucosamine biosynthetic process; carbohydrate metabolic process.